Erinaceus europaeus (western European hedgehog) is the source of this 2214-nucleotide messenger RNA. RefSeq names its product C-type lectin domain family 4 member F (gene CLEC4F). Bases 146 to 1957 code for a protein of 603 amino acids. Lineage: Eukaryota; Metazoa; Chordata; Mammalia; Eulipotyphla; Erinaceidae. The record is from RefSeq and is a predicted model, not a curated record. The transcript is spliced from 7 exons.
GGGGUGCUUCUGCAGAGUCAGCGAUGGUCAGGAGACAGAGCUCUGUGUAGGCAGGGCCCACACAGAAGCAUAUAAGUUUGGGGUGGUCCACUUGACUUCUCAUCACUGGUCAUAGGACCCUUAGUGGGGGACACAGCGUGGGGGGAUGAAGGACGCUGAGAUGAGACGUGAUGAGGUUCUCUUCAAUACUGACAGCCAGAGUGUCUCCCUGCAACCCCGAGGUCCGGAGUCCGAGGUGGCAACUCCCACAAACUUCCAGAGACAGACGCUUGUUCAGGCUACCCUGGUAUUUAUGGUAAUAACCAUCAUCUCUCUUGUGGCUCUCUUUGUUAUGGGUUUUCAGAAGCCAAGACAUGCACCAGCAGCACAAACCUCCCAGGAGUUUCCAAGAGACAACAGCAUUGAAGCUCUUAAACCGAACUAUUCCUACUACUCACAAUGGCAAGACACUAUCCAGAAGCUUAAGGACCAGAGUUCUACCAACUGUGGCCUGGAGAUCCAGAUGUUGACAUGCAGAGUAGAUAACAUAAAUUCUCAGAUCCAGCUGCUUAGUGGUCAUUUGGAGAACACCAGUGCUGACAUCCAGGUGGUAAAAGGCAUUAUAACAAAUGCCAAUAAUACCUUGAGUUCCCAAACUCAGCUAUUAAGGAGUUCCUUAGAGGGGGCCACUAUUGAGAUCCAGAAGCUCAAGAGAGGUCUGGAUAAGGCACAUGCAUUAAAUUUCCAGACUCAGAGUCUCCUAAAAAACAGUUCAGAAAACAACAGUGCUGAACUCCACAAGUUAAACAGAAGCUUGGAAAAUGCCAACACUGAAAUUCAGGCAUUGAAGGUAGGGCUGGAAAUGGCAAAUGCUCAGUCCCAGGAGACAAACAGUAGUUUAAAGAGUGCUAAUGCAUUGAUACAUGUUUUGAAAGGCAAUUUGAGUCAUGUCAAUGAUCUCAUGACCCAGAGUCAGGUUUUAAGAAGUAGUUUGGAAGGAGCCAAUGCUGAGAUUCAGAGGAUAAAGGGCAAUUUACAAAAUGCAAAUGCUUUGAACUCCCAGACUCAGUCCUUUAUCAGAGGAGGUUUAGAUAACACCAGUGCUGAGAUCCAGUUACUAAAGGGUCAUUUGGAAAGGGCUAGAGCUGAGAGUCACUUACUCAAAAACGAUUUAGAAAAAGUCACUACCCAGACCCAACAAACAAACAGCCACCUAGAGCAGACAGAUGCUCAGCUCCAAGUAUUAAAAAGAGAAAUGAAAAACAUAGAUGCCUUAAAUUCCCAGAACCAAGUGUUAAUUGGUCAGUUAAAAAAUGCCCAUGUGGAGAUACAAACCCUGAAACAAGGAAUGAAGGCUACUGAGGCCUUGGAUUCUAAGACCCAGAUAUUAGAGAGAGACCUGAAGAAGGCCAAUGUGGAGAUCCAGAGAUUAAAAGGGAAUUUAGCAAACACCACAGCUCUAGCCAUGAAAAUACAGGAGACUCAGAGUGGCCUGGAGACCCUCCGUGCGACCUUUGCUUCACAGGAGCAGCUGCAGAGCACACAGGAUCAACUUCUCCAGCUGCUCCUGCAAGGCUGGAUGGCCUACAGUGGCAACUUGUAUUACUUCUCUGAUACCAAGAAGUCCUGGAAUGAGGCCGAGAAGUUCUGCGUAUCCAACAAAGCCCACCUGACCUCGAUGACCUCAGUGGAAGAGCAGAAUUUUCUGACAAAGUAUACAAAAAACUCAUUCUACUGGAUUGGCCUCACUGACAGUGGCACUGAAGGCUCUUGGCGCUGGACAGAUGGGACACCAUUCAAUGCUGCCCAGAACAAAAAGUUUUGGUCCAAAAAUCAGCCGGACAAUUGGAGAAAUAAGGAUGGGAAGUUUGAAGAUUGUGUCCACAUGCAACAGGAAUGGAAUGACAUAAAUUGUGACAAUCUUUAUCAGUGGAUCUGUAAGAAGCCUUCUGGCCAGCAUGUCACAGUUGAGGGAUGAGAGGCCAAUACCACCACCACCAGCUGGGAAGACUGCUGUGUGGGCCUCUGAGCUCACUUGUUCUCUGGAGCUUUCCAUCUGGUCUUUUAUAUUUCCUGUCCCAUCUUUUUAUUUAACUUUUCAAAUGUGUCUACAUCAUGUGACCAAGCACCAUCAACCUAAAGCUUUGCCUUGCCUCAUACUCUGUGUUCUCUUCAGAGAUCAGCAGAAGCCUGUCAGCUGUGGAGUCUUAAUAAAUUACUCACUGAUGACCGUCA